Herpailurus yagouaroundi (jaguarundi) is the source of this 1331-nucleotide messenger RNA. RefSeq names its product PROP paired-like homeobox 1 (gene PROP1). Gene Ontology annotation, molecular function: DNA-binding transcription factor activity, RNA polymerase II-specific; RNA polymerase II cis-regulatory region sequence-specific DNA binding. The transcript is spliced from 3 exons. The record is from RefSeq and is a predicted model, not a curated record. NCBI's taxonomy places the organism in Eukaryota, Metazoa, Chordata, Mammalia, Carnivora, Felidae. Gene Ontology annotation, cellular component: transcription regulator complex. Gene Ontology annotation, biological process: regulation of transcription by RNA polymerase II; pituitary gland development. The coding region runs from base 1 to 681 and encodes 226 amino acids.
AUGGAAGCAGAAGGGAGGAGUGAGCAGGGUAAGCAGAAGAAGGGGCGACUUUGCAGCAGCCUCUGGCCCGAGGGCUACCCCGCCACUGGGACUCUGACCUCCACGGUGGACAUGAGCCCUCGGCCCUACAGGAACCUCUCUGGUGUAGGAGUGCGGAGACCACGGCUUUCCCCACAAGGUGCACAGAGGGGUCGCCCGCACUCCAGGCGCCGCCACCGAACCACCUUCAGCCCAGCGCAGCUGGAACAGCUGGAGGCAGCCUUUGGGAGGAAUCAGUACCCUGACAUUUGGGCCCGAGAGGGCCUCGCCCGGGACACAGGCCUCAGUGAGGCGAGAAUCCAGGUCUGGUUCCAGAACCGCAGAGCUAAGCAGAGGAAGCAAGAGCGGUCACUGCUCCAGCCACUGGCCCAGCUGUCUCCUGCCACCUUCUCUGGUUUCUUGCCCGAGUCCCCUGCCUGCCCCUACUCCUACCCAACACCACCUGCACCCAUGACCUGCUUCCCUCACCCCUACAACCAUGCCCUUCCCUCUCAGCCCUCCACAGGCAGUUCCUUUGCUUGGCCCCACCAGUCUGAAGACUGGUACCCCGCCUUGCACCCAACUCCCACUGGUCAUCUGCCUUGCCCCCCACCCCCAGCUAUGCUUCCCCUUAGCCUUGAGCCACCAAAGUCCUGGAACUAAGGUUGAACAGGAGCUGAUAAGGUAAUCUCCCAGCCUGUGGCCCUGGUGAAACUCAGGGAAAGCUGGGUGGCUUCCCUUCCUUCUAAGGAUCAAGUAGAAAUUUGGUGAUGGGCAGCUCAGAGAUAGGAAUUUAAAAAUGGGAGAUCUGAAGAAGGCAUCCUGAGGUGAUUAGUUGAGGGAAUGUGGGGAGGUGAGUCUAUUAGAAGAUACAGAUAAAAUGCUCAGUGGAGGUAACCAGGUAGAAGGGUGGUAUUGACGAUGGAAGCAAUUGUUGCCACUGGUGAAUGGAAGUUAGUGAACGUGAUACAACUUUCGGGGCUUCAUUAAUUGACAUCACAAUUGAAGAUCUGCACCCAGCAGUUUCUAACUGAUUUCAAUACGGCUUUUGAUUUAAAGUCUACCUGCUCUUCCUUCCCCCAUCACCCACUCCCACCACCCAAAUCAGUCAUUAACUUUUGUUCAUUAAUGUUCUAGAAAGAUCUCUUGAAUUUCAUCUUUCCUGGCCCCAUAUCUUCUAACUAAUCCUCCUCAAUAACUCCCUUAGCUCCAGCCUUUCCCAUUGCCACCAGACCUUGCAAAUCUGAUCAUCACAAAUCCGCUCUCCAAUGUCUUAUAAAAAAAAAAAAAUAAGAUCUGAGUCUCCAACGUUA